This is a messenger RNA of Neospora caninum, 2781 nucleotides long. RefSeq names its product putative cation channel family domain-containing protein. Gene Ontology annotation, cellular component: membrane. Gene Ontology annotation, molecular function: voltage-gated calcium channel activity. The transcript has 10 exons. Gene Ontology annotation, biological process: transmembrane transport; monoatomic ion transport. Lineage: Eukaryota; Apicomplexa; Conoidasida; Eucoccidiorida; Sarcocystidae. The record is from RefSeq and is a predicted model, not a curated record. Bases 1 to 2781 code for a protein of 926 amino acids.
AUGCGGCGUCGGCUCUGGCGCCGAGCGCGAGACUCUGCGCAGGCGAAGGCGAAGAAACAGAGACAGGAGCGGCAGAACAAGGGAGCCUUCGUCUUCUUCGCUUCCGACGCUGCUCCGGGCAACGCCUGGUGGGAGGGUGUUAGCGAGCCUGGCCUUGCGAACGAGACACUUGCGCCUGUGCUCUCCAACUACAGGCCAGGACUCGUGGCGCGACUUGCUCGGCCUCUCCUUCUCGCGCUCUUCUGCUACCCCGUGAUAGGCAUGCUUCUGCGCAUCGUCCGAACCUUGCCGAAGGUACGCACCAUCAUUCUCGCAGCUCUCUUGAGUGUCCUGCUCUUUGACUGGCUCGGCGUGAUUCUCUUUGCGGGCACGAGCGGCCAUGACGAAUUCCACUCGUUCCAGAGCGGCUGCAUUUCUCUCCUCCUCGUCGUCACAACCGUCAGGCUCCCCCAGGUCCUCCUCCGAGGCUACACCGUCCACGAGGUGGCCGUUCUCUUCAUUGUCGUCUUCUACCUCCUCACCGCCGUCCUCCUCGGUCUCUUUGCCGCCGCAUUUUACACCGCCUACCGUGACGGAGACAUUGCCGAUAGUCGCAAGCAACUCGCUCUCUCUGCGCGCUACCUCAGUCGCGCCUUUGAUCUUCUUCUGGCGUCACAAGAGGAGCGGACAGCCGCCUCCGUUUCUUCUGCUUCCAGCUGCGUCGCUGUGGAGAGUUCACACUCGCGGCAGGCUGCCGGCGCAGAAAGGGCCGGAGAAGAGCGCGGGAAGCCAGAAGCGAGCGUCGCCUUCGAGGCGUGGAGGGAAUUCUAUGUGCACUAUGCGGCGCUGUCCGGCCGGCCUCAGUGCGCAUCUGCCAAUCGCGGGAAAGUCCUUGAUUUUUGCGAAGGUCCAGAGACGAAGCAGGAAGGAUCCAGACAGUGUGGAGGGGGCCAUGCGCCGCCUUCGCCCCUAGCACUGUCUCUCUCGUCCUCCCUCGUCGCUUCCCAGCUCCUUCCACCUUUUCUCCGGUUGCUGUCCUCGCCCUCGUCGGACUCGGCGAUUGCAGGCGACGUGGAAGAGAGCGAAAGGGAGACAGACAGAACGAAGGGAAAGCAGCACGAGACCGCGGAAGAGACGGGAUUACUGGAUCCCGAAUCGCCUGCGGGCUGUGUGGGAGACAGAGAAAACCCGAGCGCAGCCCCGUCUCCCUCGUCAUCGCCUUCCCGUCUCUCCGUCUCACUCUCGCCGUGUCGAUCAGAGCCAAGCGAGAACAGUCGACAAGACGUGGCUUCAACCCGGCAAACCCUCUCUUCUGUCUCCUCGCUUCUUCCUCGCUCUUCCCUCUCGCCGUCUCCCUUUGCUGCCUCUCAGGGAAGACUGGCGCGAACAGGCACCGCAACGACCCUGCAAGUAUCGGACGAGAGCGUCAGCAGUCGAGAGAAGAGGGCAACAAGCAAAGAAGGAGAAGGAGAAGAAGAAGGAGAAGGAGAUGCGGUGGGUCUGUUGUCGGGUAGACAGGGCAGAGGAGAGGAAGAGCUGGACGCCAACGAGGAGCACUGCGUGGAGAGGGUUAGCGUUGACGCACCCACGUGGCGGUUCGCCCUGCCGUUCCUUUUCGUAAAGCGAGUGGUCGGAGGAAACCGCGCGGGAAAUGAAUUCCCCAAGUCAGGACGGCGAAGACAUGCUUCGAAGCGCCCAGGCCCGCAAACGCAUGCCAUCGCGGACGGGGAGGAAGAUGUCGAACUUUUUUUUCUCCUCCAGAGAGGCGAAGCGCAGAGCGCAUCCCGGCACCGUCUUGCGAAGAGCCAGUUUGUGCAGUUCGUCUCCACCCUGGCGGCAUACGAUGCAGUCAAGCAGAAAGAAGAGCAACGCCUCUGGCAGUCGGACUCCUGCCGAUUCGCUGUGCAUCGGAGGCUCUUGAACGUCAUCGCGGACGUGUGUGUUGUCGCCUCACUCAUUCUGACAUACAUGCAGACUCGCAAGUUCAUCAGGAAGGCCUCGACGCUGAGCGGAGAAGAAAUCGAGUCUUCGCCUGUCGACCUUGCAGAAGGCCUGCCGGCAUCCUGUUUCGGCUCCGUCGCAGGUGCUUACUGGAUCCAGAAUGCGUUGAGCUUUGUCUACUUGGUUUCCGUCGUUGUUCGGAUUCGCCUCACCUCGUCCAUGCAGAGGUACACCGGCUUCAGUCUGCGCGAACGAUUCGACAUCGUUGUCGGAGGCGGGGUCAUGGUGCUCGAGUUGGCGUGCCUCUGGGCAGGGAGCGCGUCUGCCUUCCAUCCCUUAUGCACCACAGAGACGUUCGAUGACCUCUCACGCUGUCUGGCUUUCAUUCGCGUCCUGAGAGGCAUUCGAAUCUGUUUCAGAAUCUCGCCUCUCCGAAAGAUGAUUGUCUCUUUGGUGGCCGCCGUGUCGGCCUUGGAGCCGGUGCUUCUGGUGCUGGUGGUCAUUUUCUGUGCCUACGGCACAGUCGGCAUGGAAUUGUUUGGUGGAAUCAUCAAGUGCGAUAUGGAGCAUCUGCCUCCGAAAGGCCCAGAUAUGGAGGACCCGACAGACUGGGGAGUUCUCAACUUCAACGACUUCUUCGCGUCCCUCGUCACGCUCUUUCUUCUCACUGUCAACGGGUGGGACGACUCACUGAAGGCCCUUGUGAAGCACACAUCCGUCUUCAGUUGUGGCGCGUACUUUGUAUCCUUUUACAUUCUAACGGACACCAUCAUCCUCAAUUUGUUAGUCGCUCUGGUACUCGAAGCCUACGACCAGGUGGCUUCGUCAACAAGCGGCAGUUCUUGGCGUCCUGUUCUGUAG